UAAACAACCGCCAUUUUCAAAAUGGCUACCGUAGAUGAGCUAAAAAACGGUAAGAAAGUGCUGAUUUAUUUUGGCAGAUUUCCCAUUGUUCAUCGGUUAUUGAAGGCACAGAUUUCCUUUAUUAUCUUUCUCAUCAGUUUUAAAAGAAACUUUAGAAAACAGAGGCGUUCUUGGUCAAAUUCGAGCUCGAAUUCGAGCGGAAGUCUUCAGCGCAUUGGAUGAUCAGGUUGGAAGCUAUAAACUAUCAUAAGAGCCAGAAGAACAUGGACAUGAAGUACAUGAAGUUAAGCUCUCGUGAAUUAAAUAAGUCUUUUUGCUAUUUAUAGACUGAAGCAAGACCGACACUAUCAAAUGAGAAUCUUCUCAUUAAUGAAUUGAUCAGAGAAUACUUGACGUUCAACAAGUACAAAUACACAGAAUCUGUGCUUUUAGCAGGUACAUUGAACACUUAUGUCUUGUUUUUUGCGAGUUCAUUUUUUUCUCCAAGUGACUGAAUGCUAAUAGUGAUAAUUAUAAUAAUAAUACCCAUCAAAUUGUUUCCUAUCCUAGAAAGCCUGGACCCUCAUAAAUCAUAAACUAACCUAAAACCUGGACCAAAUGUCUUAAUUCUUUUCUUAAACUCUUCACUUCAAGUAUACCCACCUUUUAUUAGGCAGCCUAGGUCUCCCAAGUGCUUUAACUGUUGGAACACAUUUCAUUUUACAGUAUUGUUCCAUUUGUUCCCUUCCCCACAGAAACAGGCCAGCCUAAGGAUCCAAUGGACAGACAGUUUCUUGUUCAGGAGCUUAACAUCACAGAAGACCAGACUGCAUCACCUUCCAUGUAAAGUGAAAAAUGUUUCUUUUCUGAACGCAAUAAGUUGUUUCAAGACUGUUACUCGGCUCAUUGCUAUAAUUCUCCUGCAAAGCUAAAUGCUGUGAGAAAAAUAUUUUUUCUCCUUCUACAUAUUUGUUUGUGGAGGUGUGUGCGGAAGAGCGGUUAACACCUCGAACUCUGGAUAUGGAGCUCUAGGGUUCAAGCCACACCCUUCAUGUUGUUUCCUUAGACAAGGAACUUUACUCAACUUUGUCUCUCUUCACCCAGAUGUAGUAAUGGGUACCAGUGACAAACUGCUGGGGGGUAACCCUGCGAUGGACUAGCAUCCCAUCCAGGGGGGAGUAGCAAUACUCCUAGGCUUGCUUCUUGCUACGGAAACCGGAAAUAAGCUCUGGCCGUGUGGGCCUUUGACUCGUGUGCGCCUUUACCUUACCUUAAAGUUUUACAUAUUUUGUAGAGAGCUCAAUACUACCCUAAUGAAAUCCUCAGCGUGUCCUAUGUUUCUAGUUUAAUGCAAAAACUGAGAUUUUCUAGUUGCCCAAAGCCAAAGGCAAGUUACGAUGGGACCCUGCUGGACCACAUACUUAUACCUGUGUUGAGAUUCCAGGAAGAAUCAAUCCAUCUUUCUUUCUCCCACUUUUUUCUCCUUCUCCUAAAUGUAUGUUACAUUUACAUUUUAUCAUUUUUACAUAUGAUCACUCUAAUGGACAAAGUUUUCUUGUAGGCCCCUUUUGUAUGAGAUGUUGGCUUAUUUUCUCCAAGGGGGCCACAGAGAGGGAAGAAGAUUGAGAGGUUUGAGAGAUGAGUCGCUACAACCUCGUACUGCAGGUAAUAUACAGUCAUAAAUACCUCAAUCAGUGUCCCCCUCAGCCUUAAGAAAUGGGUUGUAUAGAGUUUCAAACAUCUUGCUUGAACCCAUAAGCAUCCCAGCCCACACUUAUUAGACUUAUUAUGGGCUGGAAUCCCCUUUUCCAAGUCCUUAUAAGUGUAACACUGUUAUGAAACUGCCACCAUGACACUUAAACACUCGUCAAGAGAGAAUAAUGUCUAGCCCUAAGAAUAUGUGCAUUUCACAAAAGUCUUUUUAGACCAAUAAUAUUAAACACUUAAAUUAAUUGGAAGUUGGUUUCCGGAGGGAUCUGCAAAGUUUUAUUCAGUGUUGUCAAGAGAGAAUUCAAUAGUCGCCAUUACAAUAGUCCACAUUUUUUGCUUUUGAUCGGGAGUCAACAGGACUUGAUGCAAACGUCCCAUUCACAUAUUGCAGCCAAUGCCCUAAGAUUUCCUCUCUGUCCCAUGAUUCUCUCUUGCACUUGUACAACAGUGAACAAACAGUGAACAUAGUCUAUAGGUGCAUUCCAUUGGGAUGAUCAAAGCUGUCAUCAAGAGCCGGGGGCCGGGGAUUUCCCCCCGGCUACUAUGAAUGUGGUCCCUGGCUUCUUUCAUUGGAAAAAGGAAGAAAAGUAGAAGUAAAAGAAACUCCUAGCUGUUUGAUUCACCGUCCAGUUGUUGUAUUUACCCGGCAACUUGAAAUCUUAGUGACAUCCCUGGAUGAUCAGGAUCAGUUGAUCCUAGUGAUCCUGGAUUACUGAUCGUGAUCUGGAUCAUCUCAAAGGAAUGCAUGUACCCUAUAUGUAAUACCUCCCAUAGAGCCUGGAGUACCUUGGGCAAUGGGGUACCAAUAUAAUAAUCAAAUGCCCCUCCCAAAGAAGAAAAGUCUUCAUAACUUUUAUUGGGAUUAUAUUAAAAGAAAAUCCUUUUGUUUUUCCUCUUAAGAGUAGUUCCUACCUCAUGAAGUACACAUUUUCAUGUUGCAUAUCUGCAUUAUUGUUCUCUGUCUUCCCUCAAUCAAAGAUUUGCUUUCAUUUUUAUGCUUUCGAAGGUGAUCUUUAUCUGUAAAUAUGUUUGCAUCAAACACUGCAAUGUUGAUACCCCUCAAAAUAAAUUAUUAUUUCUUCUUACCAUUUUUUGUCUGUAUUUUUUCUUUUAACAGAAUUGCGACAGAGAAGACAUCCAGAUGGGUUGCUGCACACACAGGACAGAGGUACUCUUUACUCUUUAUUUUCAUAGAAGAUGUGCUUUUUUAACCUGCAUACUAGCAUUGAUUUCCUUUCCAAAACACAAGAAGGCAGGUGGUGUAAUAUGCAGUUUUGAAGUUCUUUCUUGCACCCCAUGAUCUCCCACCCCAGGAAAUGACUGCUAUGAAGGCUUGUGCUGAGAGCAUCUUUUAUUUUUUGAAAGGUUGAUGGGUUGUCAGGACUCCUAUUACAAUCCUGGCACAUGUAUUGUCAUUCUAGAGAACUACUUCCUUUCUUUUGACUUUGUUGACUUGCAUAAUAUUAUGUACACAUCACGUAACCAGCAUUAGAAAAAAAGAAAAGCUAAACUAAUGGGGUUUAUUUAGGGUUUAUUUAGUGUGACUGUAGUAAUGCAGGGGUGACACAGCCAGAGGAAGGUCAGGAAAUAACAGUCUUUUAAAGGUCAAGAAACAGCCAGGGAAAUUUUUGAAAAGUCAAGUAGCAUCUUAAGAGGGACCCCUCCCUAAAAGCAACACCCACAUGUAGACUGUGGUCAGUCCUCACUGCCCUUCAGUUAUCUUCUUUGACUCUCUUUAAUAUGGACAGCUCUCAGCUCUAAGAUGGUCGUCACUUAGGCCCAGUUUAGACGCCGAACUUUUUAUAAGCCGAACCUAACAAAUUGAAUUAUGUACAGGAAAAGUUCGGCGUCUGAAUCGAUAAGGAACGCCUAUUUCAAUUUUGGAACGGUUCAGUCGUUCUUCCCUCCUUGCCCGGGCCGGGAAUUACAACUUUGGAACGACUUUGAUUCAAAAGUCAAACUUUCCAUACGCCGAACCUAAUGCAUAAAUUAACAUAACGUAUUUGGCAAGAAGUUUAACUCAGAGAGCAUUUUUCUCCUUUUAAUUUUAAUUCGGCUGGAAGUAAGAUCGGUUUCUUAAUCAAUUAACCUGGUCUAAAUAAUUUGGGUCGGCUUUAAUUCAAAGUGGGUGCGGUUCAGGAAAAGUCCGGCGUCUGUACCUGUCCUUAGAGCCUGUCACAAUAUAACCUGCCAUCAGGCGGUCCUUCUUUCACGCUCCCCAGAAAAGAAAAGAAGAAAAGAACGCCUGAUCGCAAGUUAGUCCCAGUGCUGCAACACCGCACUGUCAAGUUUAAGAGAGUUGACUGAGUGUAUUCUAUGUUCUUUUUUUUCUGUCACUUGUCAAGCAGAUGAAAGAAGACUUCAUUCAAGCUUUGGUCAUGACCCUGAACCUGUUAUUGUACGAGGAGGGAGAAGAUGACGCCCGAUAAAUAAUGCCCAUUAAGACAAAAAAAGAGAACGACUCGAGAAAAGCAGCAAGUAUUAGGCAAAAUUGUAGGAUAUUCAAUUCUGUGAACUUUAUUCCUUGCUUUUCUAAAAGCACCAAUAAUUUGCUCUCACAAUAGUAAUAAAAUGUUGCAUAUUUUUCUGUAUAUGUAGCAAGUAACACCCUUCGAGAAGUUUGUAACAUUGGCUAAUAGUCGGUCUAAGAACGAAUACUAUAGUAACUGAACAUUCCAGUGCAACUGUUAAAUUUAGUGGACCAUCUCUCAGCCAGCAACAAAGAAGUUUCAUUUUAUUUCAGCGGUGUUCAAGAACGCUUUAGCAUGAUAAAAAAGAGUACCAAGUUUUAGAAUGAUAUGUUGGAUAUUAAAG
Molecule: messenger RNA, 4503 nt
Organism: Porites lobata
Lineage: Eukaryota; Metazoa; Cnidaria; Anthozoa; Scleractinia; Poritidae
Source: the annotation of a GenBank genome assembly